UUUCUGUAAUUCAUAACUUUGAGCUUUUUCGGAUCCAAGGAAACCAAAGGGAGGGAGAAUGGGAAGCUCUAAGACGAUUAUUGCUCACGAAAUUGGAGGAAUUCAAAAUGAUGCUCUUCGUUUUGGAUUACAAGGUGUUAAGAGUGAAAUCGUUGGCUCUCAUCCUCUUCAAUCCGCCCUGGAAUUGUCGAGGAAGGCCCAGUCGGAGAUGAAACGGAAAAUCCUUGCUAACACUUAUGGUUCAGCUUUUACACUGAAGAUAGAUCUGGACAGACAAAUCCUUUCCAGAUUUCAGAGGCCUCCAGGAGCAUUGCCAUCUUCAAUGUUAGGUUUCGAGGCUCUUACUGGAAGCUUGGAUGAUUUUGGUUUUGAAGAUUAUCUAAAUGACCCACGUGACUCGGAAAUUUUCCGGCCAGCAGAUAUGCAUCAUGGAAUGGAAAUUCGCCUUGGCCUCUCCAAAGGACCAGUCUGCCCCAGUUUUAUCUGAUCUUGACUUCUCUGUAGAGACAGAAUCUGCCCUAUCUUUCUUUUUGGUUGUUUUGUUGUGGUGGUGGGUUUUCCCUCACUUUUUUGUGCUUACUUGUCACAUGCUUUAAAAUUUAAAUAUAUAGUGUAAUUGAGCAUA
Molecule: messenger RNA, 625 nt
Organism: Nelumbo nucifera (sacred lotus)
Lineage: Eukaryota; Viridiplantae; Streptophyta; Magnoliopsida; Proteales; Nelumbonaceae
Product: cyclin-B1-2-like
Biological process (GO): proteasome assembly
Cellular component (GO): nucleus; cytoplasm
Source: RefSeq, a predicted model, not a curated record